AUGGAUCUCAACCAGCAGCUGGCAUUCUACGGUGCGUACCAUACGAACCCCGUGAAUGUCGGCAUUCAUGUAGUCUGUGUGCCCCUUAUUUGGAUGUCCGCGCUCUCCCUCGUCCUGUCGUCUGGACUGAGCUUGCCAAGCAUCGCACAUGCGCUUCCCGCGCCGCUCGGUGCGCCGCUGCUCGAGUUCAGCGCGUGGCUUGCCGAGACACUUCCGCCAGCGGUGUAUGAGCAAGUCAAUCCUGCAUCUGUAGCCUCUGUGAUGUAUUGGAUCUACUACGCCGUGCUUGACCUUGGCACGGCCCUGCUCAUCUCGCCCCUGUGGACCCUGUACUAUUACGCGAGCUGGGCACUGAUUGAGUACGAGCCGCGCGGCGCCGCCAUUGCGCUUUCCAUUUUUAUCGCGAGCUGGGUUGCGCAGUUUUACGGGCACGGUGUCCACGAGGGCCGUGCGCCAGCACUGCUGGAUAAUUUGCUCGGCGCGGUGGUACUUGCGCCGCUCUUUGUGUGUUUCGAAGUCCUCUUCCCUCUCGGGUACCGCCCAAAGCUGCAAAAGUGGCUCAAGAACGAGACGGGCAAGAAGGUAGCAGCAUUCCGCACCGAACGUGCACGGGAUUUGCGCGCAAAGUGA
Malassezia vespertilionis is the source of this 630-nucleotide messenger RNA. RefSeq lists its product as uncharacterized. The transcript has 2 exons. The record is from RefSeq and is a predicted model, not a curated record. Gene Ontology annotation, biological process: sphingoid catabolic process. Gene Ontology annotation, cellular component: endoplasmic reticulum. The coding region runs from base 1 to 630 and encodes 209 amino acids. Lineage: Eukaryota; Fungi; Basidiomycota; Malasseziomycetes; Malasseziales; Malasseziaceae.